AUGCAGUGCAACUUCAACUUGGACAAAGAGCUAUUGUAUUCCGUGAAGUGGUACAAGGACGGUCACGAAUUUUAUCGUUAUGCGCCCAGAGAGGCGCCCAUGGUGGUAACGUUCCCGGUGGCCGGCGUAAACGUGAACAGGAACGAGUCCACCCAGAAUUUGGUUGUCCUGAGCAACGUGAAUCUGACGAGCUCGGGGAGGUAUCGAUGCGAGGUGUCGGGCGAGGCUCCCGCCUUUGAGACGGUCUCUGAUCACGGGGACAUGACUGUGGUCGUUCUACCUAACGAAGGACCGCAGAUAACCGGUGGUCGUCCUACGUAUCAGGUGGACGAUGUCGUUCACAUGAACUGCACGUCGGCACCUUCUAAACCACCUGCGAUAUUGGCUUGGUACAUCAACGAUGUGGAGGUCAGGAAUCCCGACUACCUGACAGGACCCAAUAUCACCGUCGAGAAGAACGGUCUGGAGACCGCGAGACUCGGUCUGAAAUUCCGCGUGGCGAACAAGCACUUCAACCAGGGCGACAUGAAGCUAAAGUGCAUAGCCACAAUAGCCUCGGUCUAUCUGCGAAGCAACGAGGAGAGCGUGGCGGGCGACGAGAGUGUUCUGAAAACGCCUAUAAUGGAGAGCCGCGAGACCCGGGCGCAGAGCCACACUCGCGAGGAUCUGACGAAUGGAUCCGCAAGUGUCACAGUCCAGUGGACGAUCCUCGUCGUCGCCCUGAUCACAUCGAUCGCAGUCGCGCGAUAAUAACGACGAGCGUUUCUUUUUUCUCUAUUUCUUUUCUCUCUUCUUUUUUUUCCACGUUGCUUCCUAAUCAUGUAAACGUUAGGAGAUCGGUUUUCGCCCUAUCUAUUACUAAUUCCUAAUUCGCGUAAACGUAAAUAAUACGCGAUAAUGCAUAUAAUAAGUGUACGUCCAAUUAUGCAUUCGCCGCGGCGUACGGCGUGAGCUUUACGAUUACGUGCGCUCUAGGCUCUAAAUGUAUUUUGCGCGCGCGGAGCGGACGAUCGGUGGUCGAUCGAUCGAUCGAUCGAUCGAUCGAUCGAUCGCCUCGUGAUCGACGGAUCCGACUCCCCGCGCGUUCGUUUUAGAUCGUCCAAAGUCUCUCUAGCGAGGAACGACGUCGCGGAAGGCGGCGUCAGAAGUCGUCUUUUGUAUCGCUUUCGAGAUACGAUUCGAUGUUAUUCUUACUACGAUUUUUACAAAGGGUUUUUCUAUUUUCACGACAUAUCAUUUCUAUUUGCUCGGCGGUCGCGCGUCCUCGCGCC
This is a messenger RNA of Pogonomyrmex barbatus (red harvester ant), 1271 nucleotides long. RefSeq lists its product as uncharacterized. The record is from RefSeq and is a predicted model, not a curated record. NCBI's taxonomy places the organism in Eukaryota, Metazoa, Arthropoda, Insecta, Hymenoptera, Formicidae.